Malus domestica (apple) is the source of this 456-nucleotide messenger RNA. The record is from RefSeq and is a predicted model, not a curated record. Lineage: Eukaryota; Viridiplantae; Streptophyta; Magnoliopsida; Rosales; Rosaceae.
AUGGCUCGUAACGAAGAGAAAGCGCAGUCGAUGCUCAAUCGGUUCAUUGCCCUCAAGGCCGAAGAGAAGAAGAAGCCAAAAGAGCGACGCCCUUACCUCGCCUCCAAGUGCCGCGACCUCGCCGAGGCCUCCAGAUGGCGGCAGCAAAUCAUGGGGGAGAUCGGCCGGAAAGUCACCGAGAUCCAGAACGAAGCCCUCGGGGAGCACCGGACCCGCGACCUCAACGACGAGAUCAACAAGCUGAUUCGAGAGAAGCCGCACCCUCACUUCAAGUCCCCCGUGAUCUACGACAAGAACAAGAUGUCGCGGUUCGGAAUUCUUAAGAAGAAUGACGUCAACGCCGAUGACAUCAUCUGGGUCGACUCCCCCGACACGUUCUACUUCCACCUCCCGACACGUUCUACUUCCACCUCUGGAACGCGUGGGAGGAGUCCGAGUCCGCUGAGGUCGUGGUGA